AGAAUGCCGCGCGGCGCCGCCCGCCCCGCGCCGCCAUGGAGGCGGCGGGCGCAGCCGGAGCUCCCGGCCCCGCCGCCCGGCCCCGCUCCCGCUGAGCCCCGCGCGCCCCCAGCCCUGCAGCAUGAGCGGCGGCGGCGGCGGCUCCUCGGCACCCGGCCGCUUCGCCGACUACUUCGUCAUCUGCGGGCUGGACACCGAGACCGGGCUGGAGCCGGACGAGCUCUCCGCUUUAUGCCAGUAUAUACAGGCCUCUAAAACCCGAGAUGGUGGCAGCCGUUUCAUUUCAAGUGCAACAGAAGGGGAAAACUUUGAACAGACUCCGUUAAGACGCACAUUUAAAUCCAAAGUUCUUGCUCGCUAUCCUGAGAAUGUUGAAUGGAACCCCUUUGACCAGGAUGCAGUGGGAAUGCUGUGUAUGCCUAAAGGGCUUGCUUUCAAGACACAAGCAGACUGCAGAGAACCUCAGUUCCACUCUUUCAUUAUUACUCGUGAAGAUGGCUCGCGGACAUUUGGAUUUUCUCUCACGUUUUUUGAGGAGGUCACUAGCAAACAGAUCUGCAGUGCAAUGCAGACGUUGUAUCAUAUGCACAAUGCUGAAUAUGACAUUCUUCAUGCUCCCCCCUCCAACGACAAGGAGAGCUGCAGCAGCACUGGGGACUGCAAUGGCACCUCUGUCUCAAAGCUACAGCGAUUCAACUCCUAUGACAUCAGCAGAGACACACUCUAUGUCUCAAAGUGCAUUUGUCUGAUUACUCCAAUGUCUUUCAUGAAAGCUUGUAAGAAAGUUCUAGAACAACUUCACCAAGCAGUGACUUCACCUCAGCCACCGCCGCUACCUUUAGAAAGCUACAUCUACAAUAUUCUCUAUGAGGUUCCUCUUCCUCCAGCAGGAAGGUCAUUGAAAUUUUCAGGUGUUUAUGGACCAAUUAUCUGCCAGAGGCCAAGCACCAAUGAACUACCAUUGUUUGAUUUUCCUGUUAAAGAAGUUUUUGAGUUGCUUGGAGUAGAAAAUGUGGUUCAACUCUUUACCUGUGCCCUUUUGGAGUUUCAGAUACUGCUUUAUUCACAGCAUUAUCAGAGGCUGAUGACAGUGGCAGAGACCAUCACAGCACUAAUGUUUCCAUUUCAGUGGCAGCACGUGUAUGUUCCUAUCCUUCCAGCAUCCCUCCUUCAUUUUCUAGAUGCUCCUGUCCCUUACCUCAUGGGCUUGCACUCUAAUGGACUGGAUGAUAGGUCUAAGCUGGAACUUCCUCAAGAGUGCAGAAGCCAAAAGGGGAACCUUCCUCCUUGCCAAAUAAAGAGUGAGGCUAACCUGUGCUUUGUGGAUGUAGACAACCAUUUCAUCGAGUUGCCAGAAGAUCUACCCCAGUUUCCAAAUAAACUUGAGUUCAUUCAGGAAAUUUCAGAGAUACUGAUGGCUUUUGGAAUUCCACCUGAGGGAAACCUGCAUUGCAGUGAAAGUGCCUCCAAGAUGAAGAGCCUCAGAGCAUGUGACCUGGUUUCUGAUAAACGAAAUGGGAACAUAGCAGGAUCACCUCUGAAUUCCUAUGAGCUGCUAAAGGAAAAUGAGACUAUUGCAAGACUCCAAGCACUUGUUAAAAGAACAGGUGUGAGUCUGGAAAAGCUGGAGGUACGAGAAGAGACCAGUAGCAAAAAGGAUCUUAAAAUUCAAUGUGAUGAAGAAGAAUUCAAGAUUUACCAGCUGAACAUUCAGAUUCGGGAAGUUUUUGCCAACCGCUUCACACAAAUGUUUGCAGAUUAUGAAGUGUUUGUCAUUCAGCCCAGUCAGGACAAGGAAUCCUGGUUUACAAACAGAGAACAGAUGCAAAACUUUGAUAAAGCUUCUUUCUUGUCUGACCAGCCUGAACCUUACUUGCCUUUCCUCUCGAGAUUCCUGGAGACCCAAAUGUUUGCAUCCUUCAUUGACAAUAAGAUUAUGUGCCAUGAUGAAGAUGACAAAGACCCUGUUUUGAGAGUUUUUGAUUCCAGGGUGGAUAAAAUCAGGCUGCUGAACGUCAGGACGCCGACCCUGCGCACAUCUAUGUAUCAGAAGUGCACAACCAUUGAUGAGGCUGAGAAAUCUAUUGAAUUAAGGCUGGCAAAAAUAGAUCACACUGCAGUUCACCCACACUUGCUGGACAUGAAAAUUGGACAAGGGAAAUACGAGCUUGGAUUUUUUCCUAAGCUUCAGUCUGAUGUUUUAUCCACUGGCCCAGCAAGCAAUAAGUGGACAAAGAGGAACGCUCCUGCUCAGUGGAGGCGCAAGGACAGGCAGAAGCAGCACACGGAGCACCUGCGUCUGGAUAAUGACCAGAGAGAGCACCUGGACUUUUCCAUGUCAGAGCUUCAGUUGCAGUUAUGUUUAGACUGGGACCAGCAUGAUUGGCCCUUCAUGCCCUCUAUAAAAUCUGUGUCAGAGCAUUAUCUGAAAUACAUCCAAGAAGCCAGGAACCUGGGCAGCACCAUCCGGCAGCCCAAGCUCUCCAACCUCUCUCCAUCAGUAAUUGCACAAACAAACUGGAAGUUUGUAGAAGGCUUGUUGAAGGAAUGCCGAAAUAAGACUAAGAGGAUGUUGGUUGAGAAAAUGGGUCGAGAAGCUGUGGAGCUUGGUCAUGGUGAAGUGAAUAUCACAGGAGUGGAAGAGAACACCCUGAUAGCCAGUCUGUGUGACCUCUUGGAAAGAAUAUGGAGCCACGGCCUGCAAGUCAAACAGGAUAGAAGCUGUACUGCUUUCGUCUUAGAAGACAGAGCAUCAGCAUACUCUGCUUCAACCCAGAUUUGGGCCUUUCAGAGCACCACCAGACGGCCAACCCUCCAUAAGGGGAAGUCUGCUUUGUGGUCUCAUCUGUUACAUUACCUAGAAAACAGACAAAGAAGAACCACAUCAGGCAGCUUCAGUACCUCAGGAAUACUUCUUGAUUCAGAAAGACGAAAGUCUGAUACAAGUCCAGCCAUGUCACCUCUCAGAAUCUCUCUCAUCCAGGAUAUGAGGCAUAUCCAGAACAUAAGUGAGAUCAAAACAGAUGUUGGCAAGGCCAGAGCCUGGGUUCGCCUCUCCAUGGAAAAGAAGUUGCUCUCUAGGCAUCUGAAACAGUUGCUUUCAGAUCAUGAACUCACAAAAAAACUCUACAAGCGUUACGCGUUCCUCCGCUGCGAUGACGAGAAAGAGCAAUUCUUGUAUCAUCUCCUGUCAUUCAAUGCUGUGGAUUACUUUUGCUUUACCAAUGUUUUCACAACAAUCUUGAUACCAUACCAUAUAUUGAUUGUUCCCAGCAAGAAACUUGGUGGCUCAAUGUUCACAGCCAAUCCUUGGAUCUGUAUUUCGGGGGAACUGGGUGAAACAGGAGUCCUGCAGAUUCCCAGGAACUUACUAGAAAUGACUUUUGAGUGCCAGAACCUGGGAAAACUGACCACAGUGCAAAUAGGACAUGAUAAUUCAGGGCUGUAUGCCAAGUGGCUUGUGGAAUAUGUUAUGGUCAGAAAUGAAAUAACAGGGCAUACUUACAAGUUUCCCUGUGGAAGGUGGCUUGGGAAGGGAAUGGAUGAUGGCAGCUUAGAGAGGAUCCUGGUGGGAGAGCUGCUGACUUCCCACACGGAGGCUGAUGAGCGGCAGUGCCGAACGCCUCCCCUGCAGCAGUCUCCAAGCAUGAUCAGGAGAUUUGUCACUAUCUCACCAAACAAUAAGCCAAAGUUAAAUACUGGUCAGAUACAAGAAGCUAUUGGUGAAGCUGUUAAUGGUAUUGUCAAGCAUUUCCACAAGCCAGAGAAGGAGAGAGGCAGCCUGACCCUGCUGCUGUGUGGAGAAAGUGGACUUGUUUCAGCUCUGGAGCAAGUGUUCCAGCACGGGUUUAAAUCACCAAGACUCUUCAAGAACGUCUUCAUUUGGGAUUUUUUAGAAAAAGCACAAACAUACUAUGAGACCCUUGAGCAGAACGAGAUGGUCCCAGAGGAGAACUGGCAGACAAGGGCCAGGAAUUUCUGUCGCUUUAUCACUGCUAUCAACAACACCCCUAGGAACAUUGGGAAGGAUGGCAAGUUUCAGAUGCUGGUGUGUCUUGGAGCCAGAGACCACCUUUUGCACCACUGGAUCGCCCUGCUUGCAGACUGCCCCAUUACAGCCCAGAUGUAUGAGGACAUGGCCCUGAUUAAGGAUCACACGCUGGUGAAUUCUUUGAUUCGGGUGCUGCAGACCUUGCAGGAGUUCAACAUCACCCUGGAGGCAUCUCUUGUCAAAGGAAUCGACAUCUGACCUCCUGCCCCACAGGAAAAACUGUCUUUACAAACCCAGAGAAAAGCAACAAGGAGUGGAUCUCGUUAGUAUGCAAAAGUUCUGUCUUGCCAGUACAUUGUAUCGUGAACUUGUUCAUGGCCCAGAAAUGCAACUUUGACUUUUCUCGAAGGAAACUCCAGAAAUAGUACAGGCAAAUGGAUAGAAGCUGUAAACUCAAUGUAAAAAAGAGGAUUUUGGUAUAAAUCUAUUUUAGAGUUUAUUUGCUGAUUUGCUUUUUACACACUUUCAUGUGAAAGAGAUAGAGAUGAGUAUUGUGCAGCUUAUUUUAAAGCUGCAGUAUUUCCUUGCCAUAGAAAAAGUGCAGUGAGCCUUUCAGCAUUCUGUGAACUUGCCUUCAGAUAUGCUGUAUGUCAUAGAACCCAGUGUAUACACUCCAUUUCUGCUGAGAAGGUCAUUCUAUAGUUUUUAAACUAAUAUUUUAUAUAUUAACAUUAUUACCAAUGUUUGAUUUUUAAGGUGUUGGGUCAUGUUCUGCUGCAAGGGAACUACAGAUCUGAUCUGUGCUUUUAAUAGCUCCAAAGCACUGAUUUGUCAACAAUUAUUUUUUUCCUUUAUUUUUGUUGUCAGUAUUAUUUUUAGUGAAAUCCAGGAGACUGAACAGUGAAAUGUCCAGAGAUCAAAGUAAUAUUUUUCAUAUUGGUACGUAAUUGCACAGAAGAAGAAAUUAAGUCUGUUUUUUAACUGAUGUUUUUUAUUUAUUUAACCUAUCAUUGUGUUUUGUAAGUUUGUCUUUAAAAAAAAAUCUUCUAUAAUACAACUGGCUAUAUUAUGUUGCAAUUCAGAAUUUACAGUGUAGCCCACUUAAAUGAAAAACCUGGAGUAAAUGUUCAUAACACAGGAACGUUUCCACUUAAACCAGCCUUUUGAAGCUUGGUAUAUGGUUGCUGCUGGUAAUUCUCCUAACUGCUAAUAAAGAGGGACAUGAGUUCCCCAGAUGCCAGAUGACUAAAUAAAAACCUCUAUGCCCCAUCUGAAGUAAUAACAGUAUACCUUACUAACAAGUAUAAGGAUUUCUUAAUGUUUCUGAAAAGACAGUGGUAUUAAGGUUUUUUCUUUUCCUUUUGAGUGCAUAUGUCUUGGAUCCCCUUGUCACAGUCUGCUUCAUUUGGGAUGCUUUUGUUUUUAGCAAAGAAAGUUUAGUCCAUUUCUGCUAUGAAACACAAACAUUUUGAAAGCUUAAUUUAUUGGAGAUCUGGAACUUGGCAAACGCCUAAAGGCAUCUCUGUUCAUUUGAGUCCUCUGAUAAAAAUCUCUUUGAAAUGAAUAUGUGACUUAAGAACAGGCUGAUUUAUCAGCAUCACAAAUUACUGUACAGAAGUUCAGGGCUGUGUAUUUAAGAGGUCUCCACUGUAUAAACUUAUCUCAGUAUUGUCUCUCUUUGGAGAAGCAGAGUCCAAGUUUUUUGGUUCAUACAAUGUUGUAGCACUUUUACUUUACCUACAGCUUAGUCACAUCUUGUGAUAGUUUUAUUUCCAUAAUUUAUGAGUAUAGCACAUGUAUAAAAUUUUUGACUAUUUUUACUUUUGUCCUAUUUAUUUCAUUAUUAAACUGAGAAGUUCCUUUGUCACUA
This is a messenger RNA of Passer domesticus (house sparrow), 5861 nucleotides long. RefSeq names its product DENN domain containing 5A (gene DENND5A). Bases 122 to 4249 code for a protein of 1375 amino acids. Gene Ontology annotation, biological process: retrograde transport, endosome to Golgi. NCBI's taxonomy places the organism in Eukaryota, Metazoa, Chordata, Aves, Passeriformes, Passeridae. The transcript is spliced from 26 exons. Gene Ontology annotation, molecular function: small GTPase binding; guanyl-nucleotide exchange factor activity. The record is from RefSeq and is a predicted model, not a curated record. Gene Ontology annotation, cellular component: trans-Golgi network.